AAGCAUAAAAAAUAUAGGUACCAAAUCGUAAUUUGCCAUUUGGAUCCAUGGAUUGAUCAAUGAAUCCACCAGUCCAAUUGGAUUUGGAUAAAAUGGAUUGGAUUUAAAUGGAUUGGAUUAGGUGGAUAAUUUGGUGGAUGAAUUGGAUUGGAUUCAUGGAUUUGGAUCCUAAUUGCCACCUCUACUGCUGGCCAAGUUCUUCCGGCAACGCCGAAUCCGAGAGGUGAGGGAAGAGAAAGCGUUUCCCAGCUCCGUAGCUCUCCGAAUCCUUUCCUUUCCUUCACGAGGGAUUGGGAUUUGCAAUUUCGCAUAUAGAUCUUUCUUCUUCCCAUCCUAUGAAAGCUUCUCCUCGAGACAACUAAGCUCCGGCCACAGCCGCGGCCAUGGACAACGGAAAGAAGCUUGUCUUCCGAACGAAAGCGGAGAGGGAGAAGUUUCGCCAACAGGAAAACGAGAUGCAGAAGAACCGCCAGGAACAGCUUCUCGCCCAUGCGAACAACCUGAAGCUCGUCUCUGCCGACUCCGACCGCCGCGAUCGAGAUCGAGACAGAGACCGCGAAAGAGAUCGAGACCAAGACGGCGAUCGAGAGCGGUAUGUGGACAGAGACAUGGAAAGAGAAAGGGAGCGCCCGAGGGAUAGGAGAACCUAAGAAUUUUCUAAUAAUUUAUAGUUUGCAUCCCAAUAUUUAAUGGAUGUUAAAAGUAAUUUGCAUGCCGAUAUCCAAUAUCUAAUGGAUAUUGCACAACACAAUAGUAGUCAAAACUAUUCUUUAUUCUCUACCUUUUGAAAUAUAUGGUCAGACUGUAGUGCAGUUCGAAAAUAUGAUAAAUAUUCGAUACUAUAAGAAACAAAAAAAUAUUCA
Messenger RNA from Linum trigynum, 863 nucleotides. The record is from the annotation of a GenBank genome assembly. NCBI's taxonomy places the organism in Eukaryota, Viridiplantae, Streptophyta, Magnoliopsida, Malpighiales, Linaceae.